AUGAUCCAAUUUGCGAUGUUCACGACAGCAUCGAAUCUUAACGGAACGACCAAAGCAAAGGUGCAUCCAGAAAGACCAGAUGUAGGUCUUUACGCCUGGAGCUCGUGGGGCUCGUGGAGUUCGUGUUCCAGGUCCUGUGGUGGUGGUGUAUCAUAUCAGGAGAGGCAGUGUUUACCUAGAUCUCGUAACUUAUUAAAUACAACACUAGCACCACCUGUUAUAACUGUGAGAGUGACGCGGCAAGUGUCGACAGGGCAGGACUGCGCAGGAGUUGAUAGACGCUACCAUGAGUGUAAUACUCACGCAUGUCGAGAUGGAAGUCGAGAUCCUCGCGCUGAACAAUGUUCCACAUACGACAGAAGACCAUUUAGAGGGAGAUAUUAUACCUGGGUGCCUUAUAUUGAUGGUGAUGCGCCCUGUAUGCUGAACUGCCGUCCUUUGGGUCACCAUUUCUAUGCAUCAUUAUCUCUCGUGGCUGACGGGACUCCUUGCACAUUGGAGGGGUAUAGAGCGAUAUGCGUACAGGGAACAUGUAAAGUAAGUGCCAAGUUAUAUUUUAGACAUGACGUUAGUAUGUAA
Messenger RNA from Pieris macdunnoughi, 579 nucleotides. The record is from the annotation of a GenBank genome assembly. Lineage: Eukaryota; Metazoa; Arthropoda; Insecta; Lepidoptera; Pieridae.